AAAACCGACCAGUCAGCAAGAAGGUUCUUCCGGGCUACGCACCAAUUGCGAGGCGCGGCGGCGCUGUCCAAUGAGCUGGGCCCUCCUUUGCCAGAGGCUAUAAAGGGGCUGGGUGAGGGGCCCCCGGCCCCAUUUCGCGGUGCAGCUGCUGCGCAGAGGGUGCGAGGCGACACCGUAGCGAGACGCCAUGUCUGGCCGUGGCAAGAGCGGCGGUAAGGCCCGGGCUAAGGCCAAGUCUCGCUCGUCCCGGGCUGGGCUGCAGUUCCCCGUCGGGCGCGUGCACCGGCUGCUGCGGCGCGGGCACUACGCGGAGCGGGUGGGGGCCGGCGCGCCCGUGUACCUGGCCGCCGUGCUGGAGUACCUGACGGCCGAGAUCCUGGAGCUGGCGGGCAACGCGGCCCGCGACAACAAGAAGACGCGCAUCAUCCCCCGUCACCUGCAGCUGGCGGUGCGCAACGACGAGGAGCUCAACAAGCUGCUGGGCGGCGUCACCAUCGCGCAGGGCGGCGUCCUGCCCAACAUCCAGGCCGUGCUGCUGCCCAAGAAGACGGGCGGCGGCGGCGCGGGCCCCGCCAAGGCCGGCAAGAAGGGCGGCGGGCAGCAGUCGCAGGAGUACUAGGGCGGGCGGCCGAGCCCCACCGACGCCACACACACAAAGGCCCUUUUCAGGGCCACCCACAUUGCUCACCGGGAGAGCUGCGAUCCGCGGGGGAAGGGGGCGCGUCUCCGGCCCGCCGCCGUGCCGGGAGGCGGCGCCAGGCGCCGCGCCGCCCCCCCGGCCGCCGGGGGCGCCGCGGGGCUUCCCGCGCUCGGCCCGCGCGCCGCCUCCGCCUGCAGCCCCGGGGCGGGGGGAGGGGGCGCCUGAGGGAGCCGGAGCCCGAGCGCAGGGGUGGGGGGGGGUGGGGGGCGCAGCAAUAACGGAGUGAGACUCUUACGCCGCCCCCGCUCCACUGCCAUCAAGAACACUGUAAAUACAAGCGCUGCUCCCCAGGGCCACUUGCGUCCUUUAACUUCACUGUAUUUAUUGGCUGUUACAUUCAGUGGACGUUGCCAAGAGAAUAAACAAUGCUUCAUUUCCAAAACAA
This is a messenger RNA of Dromaius novaehollandiae (emu), 1085 nucleotides long. RefSeq names its product histone H2A. The record is from RefSeq and is a predicted model, not a curated record. Lineage: Eukaryota; Metazoa; Chordata; Aves; Casuariiformes; Dromaiidae. Gene Ontology annotation, biological process: heterochromatin formation. Bases 188 to 619 code for a protein of 143 amino acids. The transcript has a single exon. Gene Ontology annotation, cellular component: nucleosome; chromatin. Gene Ontology annotation, molecular function: protein heterodimerization activity; structural constituent of chromatin; DNA binding.